Molecule: messenger RNA, 2316 nt
Organism: Ostrea edulis (European flat oyster)
Lineage: Eukaryota; Metazoa; Mollusca; Bivalvia; Ostreida; Ostreidae
Exons: 8
Coding region: 95-1291 (398 amino acids)
Source: RefSeq, a predicted model, not a curated record
UUUAGGAUGUAAAACUAUCUUGUCAUAAACACGAGUUUUACGGUGUAAAUAGGCAUGAAAACUGUUGACAUCACUCAAAGGGGAAAACGUUACAAUGGCCAAAGUUAAAACUACACUGGGUUUUAUCACAACUCUGGCUAUUUGUCAUGUGACGUUUUCACAAAUUCUGCUAAUACAACGGUUCUACCUUCAAGUAACAUGCUCUGGAAACGGCUUUAAUGCCAAGGCAGAAAAAAUGUGUAUAAACUACGAUUCAAGAAGAGAAUGUUUUCCAUCAGAAUCCGAUGGCGAUGACAGUUCCGGUGAUGAAGAUGAAGAUCUUUUAGAACAGUUGGUUCAGACGAUGACUCGGGAAUAUUGCCAAGGAAAAGAAAAUACCACAAUCCCAAAAUUGAAUAUCACUCGCACUUUUAUAAAAGGUGAUAUACCUGCUCCAAUUGAAGAUGAUGCAUCCACAGGAACAGUCUCAAAGAUAUCAUCUCUUGACGAAGAUGACCAAGAAAAGACAAUACAGUCCUUGAAAGUGGGAGUAGCUCUCGGUACCAUAUUCGGGUUCCUCUUCGGCGUUUUUGUAACAGGUCUAGGGGCGGUAUUGAUGAAGUAUAAACAAAGAAUUUCAUCACAAAAGAUCAAACUGAUGGAAACUGCAUCAGAUAAUGUACAACCCGAUGAGAAAAAUCACAACGCUGGCACUUACGAGUACUGUGACGUAGAAGACGGAAAUUAUCAAUUACCCAGAGAAGGCACGUGCAUGGAGAGCAACAACUCAAGCGUGUCUCAUAAUUAUGACUGUAAUCACACAUACAACCAUUUGAAUGAGAACAAUGAAAUCAACCUCAACGCAAAAUAUUACGAUCAUUUCCGAGGGGCAAGCGGGGACGAGCAGCCGACAAAUGGCGAACAACCGACAAAUGGCGAAUACAAGGUGUUAGAGUCACGGCGAGGGGCAAGCGGGGACGAGCAGCCGACAAGUGGCGAACAGCCGACAAAUGGCGAAUACAAGGUGUUAGAGUCACGGCGAGGGACAAGAAGGGAUGAACAGCCGACAGAUGGCGAAUACAAGGUGUUAGAGUCACGGCGAGGGGCAAGCGGGGACGAACAGCCGACAAAUGGCGAAUACAGGGUGUUAGAGUUGCAGCAUCCUCAAGUGAAUUCUUCCGGAGAACCGGGCAAGUUGCCAUCAAAGAAUAAGUCUCACGAGAAUGAAAGCAAUUAUUUCCAAACAGAGACUGAAAGUAUCCAAAAUCCAAAGAAGGAUGCGUAUUUUGUUUUGGAGAAAAAUCUCCCAUAAACGGCUUGGAAUUCUACCCACAAACAACAACUUUGUAACAUAUACUUUGAUUGUAUCUUUGAUGUACAUACAUUGUAUGUAAAAUAUUCAUCAAAUUGAUUCGUUUGUUUGUAUGUCCCAUUCGGGAAUUUUUCACUCAUUUAAAGAUUCCACGUGUCACUUAUUUAUGCGUGGCGCCCAAGCUUACAGCAGUGAGGAAUUUUAUCAUGUCAAUAUUUACCGUUUUAUGAUCAAUUGGGGCGGCUGCAGUUCAUACUUGAGUUAGUAGGGUAAACAUUUCGGAGUUCUUUCUUAGUCCAACCAAUCGCAUCCAUCGUUUAAAAACCGACACCUGACACCUACGCAGUUUCAAUACAAGACCGAAACAUUGCUACCACACUAACCCUCAUAGAAGGCAGGGUUAGUUGAGUAGAGUUCAAAUGUCACAAUACGUCAUAUAAGAGUUGAAACUCUCCGUUCGGUUGCAACUCGGGUUGCCCGAGUUCGUACUCGGAUAUGAGCAGAAGUUGCCCUAGGAGAAUGCUUUGUUGUGAUACAGUGACCCUUCCUUCACAAAAACCUUCAGAAAUUGAUAAAAACGCUCGUGCGGAUCCAUUCGUGAAUAGUUUCAAAGACAACAAUAAUUCAACUUCGGUAUCGGUGAUGUUCAACCGAGAAGUAGAGUAGUAGCCUAGGAUGUGAUUGGAUAAGUUAUACUGUUAAAACAAAAGUAUCAUUCAAUCUAUCUUAUAACAAAACAUAAAUUAAAAUCAUUACAUAAGACUAAUAAUAAUACAUCUUAUAAUAAUAAUAAAUUUAUUUUGUAAAGGGUAAAAUCCAUAUUGUUUUAAACGCUAUUUGAAUAACAAUAUAAAAUAAAUUGUAUAAGAACAAAUGACUACUAGUAGUAGGUGAAGAUAAGGCGUCCGUUAUGAUUGCACAACAUAGUAAUCUUGACUUAGAUUUCAUCUGCACAGACUAGUUGUAAAAUAUACAAUGUUGGAAGCAUAUCUCAUGAACAAGAAAUAAAAGAACGUCAAUUUGAU